Messenger RNA from Paraglomus brasilianum, 510 nucleotides. Lineage: Eukaryota; Fungi; Glomeromycota; Glomeromycetes; Paraglomerales; Paraglomeraceae. The record is from the annotation of a GenBank genome assembly.
AUGGGUUAUGCAUUCGUUGAAUUUGAGGACCCCCGAGAUGCCGAUGAUGCUGUGAAGCAACUAAACGGUUAUGAGCUGGAUGGAGCUCGAAUUGCAGUGGAAUGGUCGCGGAGGUCAGGAGGACCGGGUAGUGGUUGUUUUUUAUGUGGCGGACAGGGCCACUGGGCAAGAGAAUGUCCCGAAGCCAGGGAAAAAGGCAUGGACGUGCGAAGUGGACGAUGUUUCAGGUGUGGUGAACCUGGUCACUUGGCCAAGUACUGUAGGAACGAUGAUGAGAAUGGUCGAGGUAGAGGUCCGUCAGGACAUUCCUCCCGAUACGGCCGAGACAGGUCUCCUUAUGGCGAUCGAAAACGUUAUGGUGAUGAUUAUGACCGCAAUCGCCGUUAUUCAAGAUCUCCCGCAUCCUACAAAAGGUCGCAUUCGCGCUCAAGAAACCGAUCACGAAGUCCUAGUCCAUAUAACAGCAAAUAUGAUGAAAAGUAUGAAAGAAGUCCAAGUCCAUAUGGGUAG